Ipomoea nil (Japanese morning glory) is the source of this 1984-nucleotide messenger RNA. Its product is annotated as NAC domain-containing protein 8-like. The record is from RefSeq and is a predicted model, not a curated record. Gene Ontology annotation, biological process: regulation of DNA-templated transcription. Gene Ontology annotation, molecular function: transcription cis-regulatory region binding; DNA-binding transcription factor activity. NCBI's taxonomy places the organism in Eukaryota, Viridiplantae, Streptophyta, Magnoliopsida, Solanales, Convolvulaceae. The transcript has 6 exons. Bases 144 to 1460 code for a protein of 438 amino acids. Gene Ontology annotation, cellular component: nucleus.
UUAGUGGGAAAUCCAUCCUCGGGACAGAGACCGACACGGCGACACUAUUUUACGCCCACACUGGCACACUGUUUCGGCACAUUCUAAAAUACCCAAAACACAAGAAUCAGGGUUCUUGCUUCUUUUGAUCAUAAAUCUUUCCAAUGGCCAGACAAGCGUGGUUGGUUGAUCCUAAUAGGCUUGCAACAAAGAUUCUUAGUGCAUCAAGCGAUCCAAAAAGAACCAACUGGAAGAGUAAUCCCACAAAAGCUUGUCCUAAUUGCCAGUAUAGAAUUGACAACAGUGAUGUAACUCAUGAAUGGCCAGGAUUACCAAGAGGGGUGAAGUUUGAUCCAUCUGAUCAAGAGAUUGUCUGGCACUUAAUUGCGAAAAUUGGAGCCGAAGAUUUGCAACCUCAUCCUUUUAUUGAUGAGUUCAUUCCAACAGUUGACGAAGAUGAAGGAAUCUGCUAUACACAUCCUCAAAAUUUACCUGGUAUUAAGAUGGAUGGAAGUUGUUCACACUUCUUUCACCGAGCAAUAAAAGCCUACAAUACAGGAACCCGAAAGCGCCGAAAGAUACAUGGUGAUAAUUUUGGAGAUGUUCGUUGGCACAAGACUGGUCGCACAAAACCCGUUCUCUUGGAUGGUGUACAAAAAGGUUGUAAGAAGAUAAUGGUUCUAUAUGUCACCCCAGCCAAGGGUGAUAAACCGGAGAAAACGAAUUGGGUUAUGCAUCAGUAUCACCUUGGAACAAGCGAAGAUGAAAGAGAUGGAGAAUAUGUCAUCUCCAAGGUGUAUUAUCAGCAGCAGCAGCAGGUUAAGCAUAAUGAGAAAAGUGAAUGUCAAUCCCCGAAGGGCCAUGAAUGUUUGACUGUCAAGGUAGAUCCCGUAACUCCCAAAUCCGUGACUCCAGAACCCCCACUUACAGAAAGAAGAUUUUCAAGCUCAGAUGCAGUAUCCUCGACCCCGGCAGCUUACAGUAGCUCCAAUAUUCAGCAUCAGGAGGUGAACUACAUUGAAGACCACAUGGAAACUCCAUUUCAGAAGUCUGGUAAUCAUGACCUAAUCACUGAGAAUCAAAUUGAUGAAAUGGAGGUGAAAAAUGAAAAUGAAAAUGAAGCUGGUGAUGACCCGAAAUGGUAUGAAAUUGGAUCGCAGAACAUAAUGGAUUCGCAGCAGCUUGCGGAAUAUAUAUCAUUGUGUGAUGAAUUUAUCUUGAGCCAAUCUCCAAAUAGGGAGGAUCAGCAAAACCAUAAAGAAAAGAAGUGCAAGGCCCGUCUUUCUGAUCAUUAUGCAUGCCUGGGAGCGGAGGUUUUGAAAAAAGAUUUAGAAGAGUGCCAAGAUUAUGAGCUUGAUCAAGCCAACAUUAUACUAGACACUCCACCUGACUUUCGGCUUAGCCAACUUGACUUUCCAUCACAGGACAGUUUCGUUGCUUUCGGUGGGCACAAGAUUGGUUCUGAAGAGCAAGGAGAUUAACAUCAUCAUUUGACAGAUUUUGCUCCAAAGUGGACUGCUAACUCCCCCAAUAUCGCUAUUUCUUUUUGAGGCAUGCUUAGGUGAACUAUGCCUAAAUGCCAGUGAAUGGUAUUAAUAUUUCAUGCAGUAUCUAGCUUUUUAACCGUAUGCCAUAAGGGUCGGUCUUUUCCAUUUUUGAAGCCAGAUUAACUGCACGUUCAAUGCUACUUAUUUCCUAUGAGUGGUGGUGAGCUUGGUGUUGUAUCAUGUUUUGUCACAAAUUAUAUAUAUUGUAUAUAUGCUAAACACCUGAUGUCUGUUGGCGUAUUAACUAUUUUCCUCAUGGCCAAAAGUCGGCUUAUACACUGAGGCUUACCCUACACCUAUUUGGCAGUUACUGAUUGAUCUUUUAUUUCCAGUUACUUGGAGGCUAACCAUUGUUCUUAUUAUAGUUGUGUCUAAGAGGAUAAGCUUAUUGUGGAAGUCCUUCCAUUUUUGGUUUGGAAUUUUCUCAAUGAAAAAUGUUUGUUCUUGAAAAGCUUAAA